Asparagus officinalis (garden asparagus) is the source of this 996-nucleotide messenger RNA. RefSeq names its product 60S ribosomal protein L7-2-like. The transcript has 6 exons. Gene Ontology annotation, molecular function: structural constituent of ribosome; RNA binding. The coding region runs from base 34 to 765 and encodes 243 amino acids. Gene Ontology annotation, biological process: maturation of LSU-rRNA from tricistronic rRNA transcript (SSU-rRNA, 5.8S rRNA, LSU-rRNA). The record is from RefSeq and is a predicted model, not a curated record. Gene Ontology annotation, cellular component: cytosolic large ribosomal subunit. Lineage: Eukaryota; Viridiplantae; Streptophyta; Magnoliopsida; Asparagales; Asparagaceae.
AUUAGGUUUUUUUUUGCAGUAAGAUUGAGAGAGAUGGCCGAAGCGAAGGCAGCAGUGAUCCCUGAAUCAGUCCUCAAGAAGAGAAAGAGAGCCGAAGAAUGGGAGCUCGCGAAGAAGCAAGAGGUCGAAGCAAAGAAGAAGGAGGAUCGAGAUAAUCGCAAGCUCAUCUUCAGCAGAGCUCUUCAGUAUUCUAAGGAGUACGAGACCCAGGAGAAGGAUCUGAUCAGGCUGAAGAGAGAGGCUAGAAUGAAGGGUGGGUUUUAUGUUAGUCCUGAAGAGAAGCUUCUUUUCAUCGUUAGGAUUCGAGGUAUCAAUGCCAUGGACCCAAAAUCUCGGAAAAUUUUGCAGCUUCUGCGUCUGAGACAGAUAUUUAAUGGAGUGUUUUUGAAAGUUAACAAGGCCACAAUGAAUAUGCUGCACAGAGUUGAGCCUUAUGUGACCUAUGGGUAUCCCAACCUUAAGAGUGUUAGAGAGUUGAUCUACAAGAGAGGAUAUGGGAAACUCGACAAACAAAGAGUUCCAUUGACUGAAAAUACCAUUAUUGAACAGGCUCUUGGGAAAUUUGGGAUUAUCUGUAUUGAAGACCUUAUCCAUGAGAUCAUGACUGUGGGGCCACACUUUAAGGAGGCAAACAACUUCCUAUGGCCUUUCAAGCUCAAGGCACCAUUGGGGGGCCUGAAGAAGAAAAGGAAUCAUUAUGUUGAGGGUGGAGAUGCUGGCAACCGAGAAAACUUCAUCAAUGAGUUGAUUAGGAGGAUGAAUUAAGCUUCAUCUCGAGGUUCCUUGUCCUUUUUAUUGAUGUCAGAUUUUUUUCAAGUUGAAUGUGUUUCUUGCAUUUGAGAAUUUUGCCAAGUUGUAGCCGGGAAACUUAAAAAGUAUUUUGUCAAUUUUGCUGUGAGUUUAGAGAUGGACCUGUUCCCAAUGUUUAUUCUGGCGUUUAUAUUAGAUCUGGGAUUGAAGGCGCUAACACAUUUAUCUUUACUCUUAUUUUUGUUA